Striga asiatica is the source of this 1703-nucleotide messenger RNA. The record is from the annotation of a GenBank genome assembly. NCBI's taxonomy places the organism in Eukaryota, Viridiplantae, Streptophyta, Magnoliopsida, Lamiales, Orobanchaceae.
CCCACGGUAAAGUGAGGCACAGAACUAUCUCCAUCAGUGCCUACUGUAAAAUUAUGUGUGAGAGAGAGACUGCUUGGCCACCCAUCUGAGACUCUCAGUUCCAUACGUUUCUCUUUACUAGAACAGCAGAGGUUCCAUCACUUAGGCUGUAGUUAGAAAAGCCUACGAGCCCACCUCUAAAAGUUUGUUUGGAUUGGGUAGAAUCACUUUCAUCCAGCAGAUACAUGUGAUGGCAGAGUUAGUCCAACGGUUAUACGUGGCUUGAGGUUGAAAGAUUCCACUAUUACUAAAAGCAGUAACGUGCCAGUUUUAUAGGCUUAACUUUGUACACAGUCAUGGAGAAAGAUAAUUCUCACAAAGCUGGUGAAGGUGUUGAUAAGUUUUGCGCGACUGCUGAGAAUGAAGAACCACGAGAUGAUAGCUCAUGUCGUAGUAUGUCCUCGGAGGCUGGAACUGCUACUUGCCGAGUUUGUCAAUGUGUCGAACCUGAUAGAAAGGGCAAUAUCGCUCUGGGAUUUUUGGGUAUAUCUCCACCUCCGUCUAACCUCGUGAUUGCCGACGAGGAAUUGAAUCCUAAAAUAUUUGCCUCAGAAAAUACUGAAAACAAUUCCUAUUACAGAAGUGAAUCGAGAGGAUUAGAGUUCGUUGAGUUUAUCAGCCCGAAAGGAGAGGUUUUUAUUUGUAAUGCCGAUGUAGAAUUAGGCUUGGAUAACAGUCAGGAUAGGCUAAUUGAGCUUGGAUGUUCCUGCAAAGGUGACCUUGCUUUAGCACAUUAUGCAUGUGCUCUUAAGUGGUUUAUCAACCAUGGAUCAACUGUCUGCGAAAUCUGUGGAUUCGUGGCAAAUAAUAUAGGAUCUGCCGAUUUCAAAAAGGUACUAGGUUCUCUGAAAGAAUAUGAAGCUUUACGAGAAAGAAUUGUUAACGGUCAGCCUAACCCUGCACCAGCCCAGGUAAGUCACAGUGUGGAUCCUGAUGCUGUUGCUGCAGUUCGGAUGCAAAGGUUGAGUGAAAUUUCAUUGUGGUUCAAUCCUCAUAACAACAGCUCUGUAGCUGUUUCCCAUAUGGUCAGUGAACAACAACCUUCAACUUCUGUUACAGUCAUGGAAGAAGUACCACCUGUUGAAAAUACUGCUACUAAGUGGGCUGUGGAGGGUACUGGGAUCCUGCUUGCUACGGGCCUGCUGACUGUUACUCUUGCAUGGCUCCUGGCUCCUCAUGUUGGAAAGGUACUUGGAAUUGUUUGUACAUUUUGUGACUUCUCAAUUGAUGUGUUUGUAUUGUUGGAAUGUUGGUUAUUCGUCUGGGGAACUCUGAAAACUGCUAAAAAUGGCCUGCAUAUUCUUCUAGGAGGCGUUUGCGCGUUGACAGUUGUAGUUUUCUUCCGAUUUUUUGUUCUAACCAGAAUCAAGUACGGGCCUGCUAGAUACUGGGCCAUCUUGUUUGUAUUUUGGUUUCUUGUGUUUGGGAUAUGGGCAUCAAGAACACACAAUGCUCAUGCAACGUGAUCUUUUUUUCCUCAGCCCUUCCACUUUGCUCUCUAUUUUUCCUCUUGUUGAGUUGUUGGUGAGGUGUCUAUUUAUUUAUCAAUACACUUCAUUCGUGUAAUUAGUGAUUGUAUAAUCUGUUUGUGCUGAAUAUUUUGUUAUGAAUGAUGAGCAUUACUAUAGAUAAACAAGUUUGCUUCUGCUUUUGUAUUGAGUUUU